This is a messenger RNA of Condylura cristata (star-nosed mole), 2520 nucleotides long. RefSeq names its product golgin A7 family, member B (gene GOLGA7B). The transcript has 5 exons. NCBI's taxonomy places the organism in Eukaryota, Metazoa, Chordata, Mammalia, Eulipotyphla, Talpidae. The record is from RefSeq and is a predicted model, not a curated record. Gene Ontology annotation, cellular component: palmitoyltransferase complex. Bases 396 to 896 code for a protein of 166 amino acids. Gene Ontology annotation, biological process: protein targeting to membrane; peptidyl-L-cysteine S-palmitoylation.
GCCGCCGCUUCCCCCUCCCAGUCGGCGGAGGCGCCUGGCCCCUCCUCCCCCCACCGCCCCCACUCCCGCUGGCGCUGUCAAAGAUAAACCCGGCGGUUGCCUGCAGGAGCAACGGCGGCGGGCGACCGGGUGGUGAAGAGCCUCGGGCGCGGCCUCGCCUCCCGCGACUCGGCGAUCAGCACCGCGGACAGCACAGCUACUGUUGCGAGAUCCCAGACGCCCGCGACCCACUAGCCCACCCGCGCCCCUUCCUGCGGCGUCCGCAUCAGCACCGCGGACAGCUCCCCCGCCCCCAUCUCUCUGCUGCCAGCCCAACUGCCCCCCGAGUCCUCACCGCUGACAGUCUUUUGGACCGACCGAGUAGCAGGCUCCGAGCAGUCAUCACCCCCCGGAACAUGGCUACAGAGGUACACAAUCUGCAGGAGCUCCGGCGAAGCGCCUCGCUGGCCACCAAGGUCUUCAUCCAGAGAGACUAUAGCGAUGGGACCAUCUGUCAGUUCCAGACCAAAUUCCCUGCUGAGCUGGACAGCCGGAUUGAGAGGCAGCUCUUUGAGGAGACGGUGAAGACCCUCAAUGGCUUCUACGCGGAGGCUGAGAAGGUCGGGGGCAGCUCCUAUCUGGAGGGCUGUCUGGCCUGCGCCACAGCCUACUUCAUCUUCCUGUGCAUGGAGACCCACUACGAGAAGGUUCUCAAGAAGAUCUCCCGAUACAUCCAGGAGCAGAAUGAGAAGAUCUUUGCCCCCCGAGGCCUCCUGCUCACGGACCCCGUGGAACGUGGCAUGAGGGUCAUCGAGAUCUCCAUCUACGAGGACCGGUGCAGCAGCGGCAGCUCCAGCAGCGGCAGCAGCAGCGGCAGCGGCAGCAGCAGCGGCGGCGGCGCGGCGGGGGCCCGGUGACUGGCGGAGAGUCCCUGCAGGGAGGUGUACGGCCGGACCGAGGGCCUCUCAGACCUGCGGAGGCUUCGCUACCAGAGCACCCGCUUCUGAGUCAUCCUCCGGGCCCACCCGCUGCCUGGGGCGGCGGCGGGCCGCAGCCGCGUUUCCUGCCGGCCAGCAGCCCCCUCCCCGCCCCCGGGCAGCGUGGUCUACUUCCUGCCCGCUCCUUCGAGGGGAUGGGGCUGGCUACCCAGAGCCCAUCUUCCAGCGGUGGGGAGAAUACACUUUGGACAGCCCCUUUCUUCUGUGGUUCUCUCAACAUGCGGAGGGGCCCAGGACCAUCACGUAGAGCAUUCCCACCUCGCAGAUUCCUCACCCCAGUCCCACCUGCUCACCCUCCCCUCGCGCCCCUCCCCCAGGCCCUCUCAAUGUGUGUUUCUGAGCCCCCUGCGGCCUCUGCCUGUCUAUGAUCCUGCCUCCACUGCUGAGUCUGAGGUAUAGGGAGACAGGGGCUGGCACUGCAGGGGGCCUGCUCAGCACCCCCUCCUGCACCCCACUCCUAGACUUGGGGCUUCCCCGUCUUCCACCCAAAGUUUGGAGACCCUCUUGGUCUUGCCCAGAAGCAUCCAGCUCCUGAGACAUUUCAGGCCUCCAGGUGCUGUCCUGGGGAUGCACAGCCUGGAGCUCUGGGAGGUUCAGUGGGGAUCUGGAGAAGUGCUUGGUGAAGAGAUGUAGCAUUGGGGGUUUUGAACCUCCAGAACCAGGGCUUCCUGAGACUAGAACCUGCACGUAAGUGAGAAUGGGUGUGUGCGCAUACCGACGUGUGUAUACGUGUGGUGUGUGAGUGUGCUGGUGGCCCCCUGGCUGCCAGGCCAGUGACUGUCCCUGUCUGCGUCCUGUCGUAGCUUCCUGAGACUGUCUGAGGCUGCUUUUCUGUGUGGGUCCAGCUUCCCCCUGUAAAUAAGGGUCCUGACACCCCCUGCUGUGUCUGGGACUGCCAGCUUGGCUCUUCCUGGACUCUCUACAGUCUGACCGUACUGUGUCUGUUCUAGCAGAGAAGUUGGGGUUCUAGGAGAGCAGAGCCAACAGGGCCACAGAUGUGGCAUCUUCCGUGCACACAAGCUUUGGGGCUCCCUAAGGCUGUGUAAGCAAAGGCUCCUGGACAUUUGAAGAAGACAUACAACCUGCAAAGGAAAAGGCGAACUCGCUUUUGAGAGGAAAGAGGGGUAUCCAUGCAAUGAGGCCCUGGCUGCUGAGACCUGGGGUGCCAGUGGGAAGAAGGCAGCCUUGUCCUACUGCCCUGAAGGUGGACAGGAGGCUGCCUCAGCUGGAGAAAAAGCUAGAAGUGGACAUGAAAGAUCAGCCGCUGCAGGCAGCCUUCUAGAACCAAAGAGGGACCGGCUUGCUUUGGACACAGGUGGAGGUGCUUACCCAGAGGGCUGGAGAGGGUGAUCCAGCCCCUGAGCCUAGGUGGGUGCUACUUCAAGGGUCUCCCAGUGGGCGCCACCAUGGCCCUGGGCCCAGCCAGUGCCCAUUGUGGCCACUCUGGCUGGGCCUGGUGUCUGAGCUGUGCCUCUCCCAGGGUGGCUGGGCACCAGCAAAGAGGUGGCCUUUUGUUUUAUUGUUUUUUUUCCAAUAAAAGGAC